CCUUCCAUGGCUGCUGCUGCCACCGUGCCCGCCAUGGCUGCCCAGAUGCCCACCCAAGAACAGACUACUCAGACCCCUCCUCAGGGAGAAGUGCGCCCUGACCUGCCGCGUCCUUACAAGUGCCCUCUGUGCGACAAGGCCUUCCACCGCCUCGAGCACCAGACUCGUCACAUCCGCACUCACACCGGCGAGAAGCCUCACGCCUGCCAGUUCCCGGGAUGCACUAAGCGCUUCAGCCGUUCUGAUGAACUGACCCGUCACUCGCGCAUCCACAACAACCCCAACUCGAGACGCGGCAACAAGCAACAUGCCGCCGCCGCCGCCGCAGCUGCAGCAGCUGCUGCCGCCGCCCAGGCAGGAAUCAUGGACCAGGCACAGCACCAGCUUUCAUCGCCCAACGUCUCUCCUCCUCACUCUUACGCCAGCGCCUACACAAGUAACCCUGGCUCCUACCUGACGCGCAAUGUGAGCGGCGACCUCAGCCCUGCUGGUCUUAACCACCCCAUGGACAUCAACCUCCUGGCCACUGCUGCCUCGCAGGUUGAGCGUGAGAACUCCCUUCCCACGCAUCACCUAGGUCUUGCCAGCAGACACACAUAUGGCACCCACCCUUACAGCCACCACCCUUACUCGACCGGUCGCCUUCCCUCGCUUUCGGCUUACCACUACAGCUCGAACCCCACUUCUCAGCCAAUGUCGCGCUCGCACUCUCACGAGGAUGACGAUCCUUACUCUCAACACCGCAUGACCAAGAAGUCGCGUCCUGGCUCUCCCCAGUCGACUGCGCCGCCAUCUCCUUCGUUCUCACACGAGUCUACCUCGCCAACUCCCGACCACACUCCUUUGGCUACUCCUUCUCAUUCUCCUCGGCUUCGUCCGCAGUACUUCCAUAACGGUGUGCAACUCCCCACACUCCACCACCUCUCCCUCCAGCACCAACCGCCUCCCGCCCUUGCCCCUGUUGAGCCGUCCGCUGACGGUCAACAGCCGUACAUUCCGACGCACCACAGCGGCCUACGUAUCAGUGAGAUCAUGGAACGCGAAGACGGAGCACAACGAAAACUCCCAAUCCCCAUGGUGCCUUCAGCCGUCAAGGUCAACGAUCUCCUCAACAACCCCAACGGCUUCAGCAGCGGUCAGUCCAGCACUACUGGCAGCAUAGCCGGCGACAACUCGAAUUAAGCAGCUUGCAACUUGUUUGGUUGAAAUCAUUGUCAAGGAGUUAGGCUUUAAUGGCUAUGGCACGAAAUCAUGGCCUGGGCGUUCUGUCAUAUCAUUUUCGGAGUCUCUGUUAUUCUUCGUUUCGGCACGGCGUUUUCUCUACCCUAUAGACUGGACUGGAGUCGGAUUGAUCGGAAUCAUUGAGCGGGAAGCGUGAGGGAAGUUCAAGGAAAGGAUCCCUUGCCGGGUUUGUGGUCAAAGAGGAUACCUGCGAUCGAAAAGAUCGCCAACUGUUUUGUUAUUGCUUUCGAAAACCCCAAUGACUUCGUUUCUGUUCUUUGCGAUUUUAGCGGCUUGCCUGUUUCUCUACACUAAUGCGG
Molecule: messenger RNA, 1541 nt
Organism: Aureobasidium pullulans EXF-150
Lineage: Eukaryota; Fungi; Ascomycota; Dothideomycetes; Dothideales; Saccotheciaceae
Exons: 2
Coding region: 7-1182 (391 amino acids)
Cellular component (GO): nucleus; cytoplasm
Molecular function (GO): RNA polymerase II cis-regulatory region sequence-specific DNA binding
Source: RefSeq, a predicted model, not a curated record